Molecule: messenger RNA, 2793 nt
Organism: Funneliformis mosseae
Lineage: Eukaryota; Fungi; Glomeromycota; Glomeromycetes; Glomerales; Glomeraceae
Source: the annotation of a GenBank genome assembly
AUGGGUAAAGUAACCGUUGGUGGACAUUGGUUAGUCGAAGAAAAAAUCGGCGAGGGAUCUUUCGGCGAGGUCUUUCGAGCCGUUCACAUAAAAACAAAUGAGCAAUAUGCUAUUAAACGAGAGCUUAUAGACGAAGAGCAUCCACAAUUGCCACAGGAAGCCGAAUUUUUAAGAAGAUUAGCAGGCCCAAGUUUCAUACCGAAAUUAUAUUGGUUCGGGCAGGAGCAAUUAUAUAAUGCGUUAGUCAUGGAUUUGCUUGGUCCCAACAUCAGAUUGGUACGCCAGGCAUAUGGUAAGCUACCAGUCCCUUUUGUUAGCAAAAUAGCUGUACAAAUGGUGGAUAUCUUGGAACACGUACAUAGUCGAGGAAUAGUAUAUCGAGAUGUAAAACCUGAUAAUUUCCUUCUCGAACGGGAUUUCGCAAUUUCAAUAAAGGAGCUCGAGAAAUGGAACUCUGAAAAGGAUUCGCCCAAGCUAAUUGAUGACAAACAUCCCCUUCUUCAUAGUCCACACAAGAUAAGCCUUGUUGAUUUUGGGAGGCACGUUCCAAAGAAGCAUCCCCCGACAAAAUAUAAGACGGGGACUGCUCGUUAUGCCGCAAUGGGUGUUCAUCGUGGGCUUCCACAUGCGCGUCGCGACGACUUGGAAUCACUUGGAUAUGUUAUUCUGGAAUUGCUUCAAGGAACACUUCCUUGGGCGGGUGUAACAGCCCGCAAUGCGGUAGAAGGCUGGUCCAAGAUGUUAAAGAUGAAAGAGAGCAAACCUUUGGAAGAGUUAUUUGAGGGUGUUCCAUCAGGAUUCAUGAAAUUUCUUCAAUAUGCACGAAGUCUGGACUUUGAUCAGAAACCGGAUUACGCAUUUGCACGUAAUUUACUUGUUGCAACUUGCCGGAACGGAUACGAUUCUGAACUAGUAACUCUUGAAUUCGAAGAUUAUUCAUUGGCUCGCCCAAUGUCCCCAGCUCCUUUGACUCCUGCAAAUGAAUUGAGCUUUUGGAGUGACAACGCGUUUCGGGAUUUUGAUGGGGGCUACCAUUCUGAUGAAUGGAUUAAUCAUAACGACGACAGUGCGGUAAAGGCAGUGUGUGAUGGAAAUGUAAAGGUUCCUUGGUUGGAAGAUAGUUAUCCAACAAGAAAUUGCCAUCCUCGUUAUAAUGAUGAACAUUACAACCAAGAUGUAAUUCGUACUCGGUCAUUAAACACAAAACAAAGUCGCGAAUGGCGGGAUUUACAAAGUAGGCGUCCAUCGAUUCCUUCUCCGUUAUCCAUAUCUAUUCCACCAACACGUAAUUCGGCAAUGAAUACUUCUCGUGGGGUGACAUCUCCCAAUUAUAAAUUUGAGCAUAUGCAACAUUAUUCGGGCAUCGAUGAAAAUAUACCAUUAGGACCAAGACGAAGCAUACCCAACAUUCGGAACACAAACACCCUGGCAACGAAGUUCCUCAAGCGUAGUGUUCCUAACCUUCGCGAGCAAGCUCAUUAUAACACUGUCCCUCAACCGUCAUCGACAAUCAAGAGGACCAUGGCACAUAUGCAAGAUACACAACCAACAGCAACUACAAUUCAAGGUAGAAAAGGAACUCUUAAUAACAACUCCUCCUCCCCCCCUCGUUGUUAUUCGUUUAAGGAUAAUACGCAUAAUUCAGUCAGUCAGCCUCGAGAAGAAAUUAGUAAUACGACGAAUGGUAGUUCGCCUCAAAAUGUUAGAUUUUCCCCUCAAGACGCUCGCUUCUCUCUUCAAGACGGUAGGUACUCUCCUCAAGAUGCCAGAUUUUCAAGUCGUGAAAAUUUCCGAGGUCGUGAGCGUGCCAGCACUUUUAGUCAAUUCAGUAAUGUGCAAAAGCAAGAUUGUCGAUAUCCUCCAAUAUCUACUUCACCUGUUACACCAUCUCGUCAAGGUAGCAAGUCGUAUAAAGAACGUGAACGAUCACAUACAUUCACUAGUGGACAUAAUCCGCCCGUCAGCCCAAGCAUACAGAAUAUUUCACCAAAUGGGCCGAAUUCUUUUCAAUCUAAUGCUAAUAAUUGGUCAAAUGGAAAACGAGAACGGUCAAAUACCUUCACUAACGGUGGAAAAUCUAAAGAAUAUAAUUAUGGUGGCAAAAAUGGCUGUUAUGAACGUCGAAAUUAUAUGAAUGGACCUCCACAAAACCAUUCGCAGCAAAACUCGGGAUAUAAUAGAAGUGGCGCAUCUAGUAAUGUACAAAAAUCCCAGACUAAUAAUCGGCAAAAUCAACAAGAGGAAGAGAAUUAUCCUCCACGUUCAACCUCUACAACUCCAACAUAUGGUCAUCGACGUUCAAAUUCACAUGAGAAAGUUGAGCAAAAGAAAGUGUCUUCUGAAAUCAAUAAUGAACCGAAGGUGCCCUCGACAAAUGAACCUUUUUUCGAUUCUAUUGAUCAAAAGGUCUCAAAUGACAAGAUAAUUCCAAGAGGUUCAAAUAGCUUAGAUAAAGAUAUGCAAACUCCAAAUGGAACGAGAAUCGAGGAUGACAAGAUUGCUUUAAACGACACAGCUGUAAAUAAGCCGGUGAAUCACCAACAAAAUCAUCACGUGACAUUUUCAACGGAUCUCGAAGACAAUUAUUCUUAUUAUCCUAAUAGGCCCUCAAAUGGCUAUCGCAGGCAAAGCUUUUCGACCGUCAAUGAAGAUAAAUCAUCCAGAUCAAGGAGCCUUACGUUUCCAGAAAUAAGGCAAAAUAUUAAGAUUCAAAAUGACUCGAAUGGUUUCUGGAAAAGUACAACUAUUAAUGGAAAAAAUCCACGACCAGUUCUGAAGAAUAAUAAUCAAAGU